AACAUUUACACAUCACAAAAUCAAAACCUUGAUCAAAACUACAAAAAAUGACUGAUCAUCAUCAUCAUCAUUCUCAAUUGGUGCCAUUCAUGAUGAUUAUCAUUAUGAUUGUUCUAGGGUCAACCACCAUUAAUCCGACAAUGGCCGAUAAGGAUUCUUUUUUAAGUUCCCUAUUGGAUCGAUUUAGUAGACAAUCAUCUAAUACAAAUAAAAAUGACAAUGAUGAUGAUUAUGGUGAAUUUGUAAAUACCAAUUAUGCGGAUUCAUAUUUUCGCCGUUUCGGUAUAUUAUCGGUGUUUAUAAAUCGUAAUGAUAAAUCGAAAUUAUUAAAUCGUUCACCAACAUCUGUAAAUCGUCGUCGACCAGAUAAUUUUGUCGGUUAUCGAUCAAGAUCAUCAAAUCGACCACGAACAACAUCAACAUUUUUUCGAGAUCCAUUUCUUAACGAAGAAGUUGAAUUUGUUACAAAAUUUUCAAAUAUUUGAACACCAGAAUCAUAUUUGUAUCUUUGCGACAUCUAUCGAUUAAUAAUUGUAAUAUUUUUUUUCGAAUGAAUGUCAUAAAAAAAAUUUUGGUCGC
This is a messenger RNA of Dermatophagoides pteronyssinus (European house dust mite), 579 nucleotides long. RefSeq lists its product as uncharacterized. NCBI's taxonomy places the organism in Eukaryota, Metazoa, Arthropoda, Arachnida, Sarcoptiformes, Pyroglyphidae. The record is from RefSeq and is a predicted model, not a curated record.